GAGGAUGUGGCCGGCGCGACCGUAAUGGCAGCCGCGAGUUCCAGUCCGGAAUUGUUCAUCAACGUCAUUGGUACCUUCGUGACGGAAGGGGAUUUGGGAGUAGGCACCAUUGUCGGUUCGGCGGUGUUCAACAUAUUGGCGGUGCCGGCGUGCUGCGCACUGUUCGCGAAUCAGGUGUUGAACUUGGAGUGGUGGCCCGUGUCGCGUGAUACGUUAGCGUAUGCCUUCACGGUUGUCCUCCUGAUACUGACUCUUCGGGAUGGACGUGUCGAGUGGUACGAGGGGCUUAUCCUGGUCUCCUGUUAUAUUAUUUACAUAUCAGCUAUGUGCUUCAACCAGCGUAUCAACAGUUUCAUAAGACGACUAACGUCCAGAAGGAAAAAGUAUAAAAAUAUUUGUGAAGAGACUCCUCUCAUAUCAAACAACUUCAUUAAAGAAACAGAGAUAUGUGAAUUCAGUUCCAGCGAUCACGAUGAGUCACUCGAAAUUGUGAACAUGACGAGCUGGCCGGAUUCGGUGGGCGAAAAAAUAUGGUGGGUUAUCACUUGGCCUAUUAACUUGGUAUUGCUCUGUACUAUCCCCGACUGUAGAAGAAACAGAUUAAAAUCAUGGUAUCCCUUGACGUUCAUUAUGUGCGUCUUAUGGAUAGCGUCUUCGUCUUAUAUUAUUGGAUGGGUCAUCACUGCUAUCGGUGAUACCUUUAGAAUACCUGACUCUAUUAUGGGUUUAACGUUUCUUGCGGCAGGAAUGAGUGUACCUGAAGCAGUGUCUAGCGUUAUCGUCGCGAAUCAAGGUCACGGUGCUAUGGGGAUAAGUAAUUCCAUCGGAUCGAAUGUGUUCGAUGUGUUAUUAUGUCUUGGACUGCCAUGGUUCAUAAAAGCCACGUUACUACCAAAAGUACCUGGAGAAUAUUAUGUUCAAAUUAAUUCUCAGGGACUAGUGUACAGCUCGAUAUCUCUCUUCUCCACGUUAAUUAUCCUAUAUGGAUCACUGUCCUUUAAUAAAUUCAAAUUAAAUCGUACAGUCGGAAUGAUCUGUCUCGUUAUGUACGUUAUAUUUUUGAUAUUUGCAUCUGUUAUAGAACUCAACACAUUCUUCGUCGUUAAUUUACCGAUAUGCGUUGACUGAGCAACAUUAAUUUUGUAAAUAAGGCAAUAUUUAUAUAUCUCUCGUCAAUAUCUGUACAUUUAUAUACUAUAAUAAUUAAUUUUUUACUUAAAAUGUUUACGCAAUUUUUUUUCUUGCUCUAUGACAAACCAAACGCAUGUGAACAUUAUACUUAUUUCUAUUAUACUUAUUUCUACAUCGUAUGUUUGAAUAAUCUAUAACUAGUUUAAUUAUACAAGUUUAACUUUUGUAUUCAAUACAUUGCAGCUGUUUAAUUAUUAAUAUAUAAUUAGUAAUAUAACAGCUAUUAAUAUAAUAUUGUGACUUUUAAAUACUACAGCUUCAGGAAAAA
This is a messenger RNA of Dinoponera quadriceps, 1459 nucleotides long. Its product is annotated as sodium/potassium/calcium exchanger 4-like. Gene Ontology annotation, molecular function: calcium channel activity; calcium, potassium:sodium antiporter activity. NCBI's taxonomy places the organism in Eukaryota, Metazoa, Arthropoda, Insecta, Hymenoptera, Formicidae. Gene Ontology annotation, biological process: calcium ion transmembrane transport; intracellular calcium ion homeostasis. Gene Ontology annotation, cellular component: membrane. The record is from RefSeq and is a predicted model, not a curated record. Bases 25 to 1128 code for a protein of 367 amino acids. The transcript is spliced from 7 exons.